UUAGGAGCAGCUCACUGGUCCAUGGACCUUUGUGAUCUCCACGUGCACGCAGCAGAGCAUCUCCAGCGUGACCAUGAAGGGGAACCACUGGGGCUAUGGGCAAGAGAACGGUCCAGAUGUAUGGCAUAAAAACUAUCCAGUGGCUCUAGGAAGUCGCCAGUCUCCCAUUGAUAUCCCCCGCCAAGUUUCACAUGACCCAAGCUUGGGGCCGAUCGUGCUCGACUACGAUCACUGCACCUCCAUCAACAUCUCCAACAAUGGACAUUCAGUAGUGGUAUACUUUGACGACACAGAUGACCGAUCCGUGAUCCAUGGAGGGCCCCUUGAAAACCCCUAUAGGCUCAAACAGUUUCACUUCCACUGGGGUGGAAAGGGAUGUGACGGCUCUGAGCACACGGUCGCAGGAAAUAGCUAUGCGUCUGAGCUUCACUUGGUGCAUUGGAACGCUGUCAAAUACAAGUCAUUCGAUCACGCGGCUGCAGCUCCUGAUGGUCUCGCUGUUGUUGGCAUAUUUUUAGAAACAGGUGAUGACCACAGGUGGCUUCACACAAUUACAGACGCAAUGUACAUGGUGAAGUAUAAGGGCAGUGUAACAGACUUCAAGGGUUUCAAUCCAAAGUGCCUUUUACCCAGCAGCCUCCACUACUGGACCUACCUGGGCUCCCUGACCACGCCUCCUCUCCAUGAAAGUGUGACUUGGAUUUUGCUUAAAGAUCCGAUUGCUGUAUCAGAAAAACAGCUGGGCAAAUUCAGAUUGCUGCAGUUCACUGGAGAGGAAGAGGACCAGAGGUCACGGAUGGAGAACAACUUCAGACCUCCUCAGCCUCUGAAAGGUCGAAGGAUCCGCUCGUCCAACUGACGCCCUGACACAAGCUUCAGACUGAACAAAACACUGGUGUGGGAUAUGUUUACACUGCACUGAAAAAGGAGAUUGUAUUAUUCAUUUUUACUAAUCAUCAUCAUUUCAUCACUUUAAAUGAUACAGUAAUAAUAAGUAAACAAUGAUUCUGAGGUUGAAUGUUAUGUAGAAGGAAGUGAAAAUGUUUUUUUUUUUCUUGAGACGUAACAUGCAUCAAAAUAUGUGAUGUCAUAUUUUAUGUGCCGCCUGUUGCCCCGGCGACCGGGCCCCGGAUAAGCGGAAGAAAAUGGAUGGAUGGCAUAUUUUAUAUUUGGUUGUACUUUAUUCAUAAAAUAUCAUUAACAAUGUGAAGCACAGAGGUUUCUCCACACUUGCGUCUGUAAACACAUGUGGACGCUGCCUUCAGCUGAUCCCUUGAUCCUCUGGACAUUCAGACUAUCGCUGGAGGAUUCCUGGUCCAGGUGGACGUGGAUCCCCUCUCCCCGACAAUCCUCAGUGGAGGCCAGAUUAGAUUAGAGCUGCAGUUGUCUCCACUGUUUCAGGGAGGAUGGCAUGUCUGUGGUACUUAAGAGAUCACUGCAGAUAAGUUGUGAUUGUUUUAAUAAUGUUAUUGCUUUUAUUUG
Molecule: messenger RNA, 1482 nt
Organism: Periophthalmus magnuspinnatus
Lineage: Eukaryota; Metazoa; Chordata; Actinopteri; Gobiiformes; Gobiidae
Gene: ca7
Product: carbonic anhydrase VII
Exons: 7
Coding region: 74-859 (261 amino acids)
Biological process (GO): regulation of intracellular pH
Cellular component (GO): cytoplasm
Molecular function (GO): carbonate dehydratase activity; zinc ion binding
Source: RefSeq, a predicted model, not a curated record